Messenger RNA from Penicillium pulvis, 897 nucleotides. Its product is annotated as Voldacs domain-containing protein. NCBI's taxonomy places the organism in Eukaryota, Fungi, Ascomycota, Eurotiomycetes, Eurotiales, Aspergillaceae. Gene Ontology annotation, cellular component: cytosol; spliceosomal complex. Gene Ontology annotation, biological process: mRNA cis splicing, via spliceosome. The transcript is spliced from 2 exons. The record is from RefSeq and is a predicted model, not a curated record. The coding region runs from base 1 to 897 and encodes 298 amino acids.
AUGGAGUCUCUCAGCAAUGCCCCUGAGGCCUCAUCUUUCGUUCCCAUUGCAGAGCACCAGUCGCGCACACCGAGCUCCUUCUACUCCGGUCCACCAGUACUGCAUUACCACAGCCAGCGAUGCAAAAUCGUCAUCCUUGAGCGUGAUUUGAUCGCCAACCCCGUUUUGAAUGCUCUGCGUGGCGAAAGCGCGACAGCAAACGGAGCCAGUGCGCAAGCCGAUGAGGAUGAGGAGAGCACCGAGGUUGCCAUUGAGGGCGUGGAUACAUGGGUGGGAUCUGAGAAAUUUAUCUUGUACUCGCCCAGCGCUUCAGCAGGAGUUUCAAUUCCCUACCCCUCCAUCUCCCUGCAUGCGAUCCAGCGCCUGCGCGUCCCAGGUACCGAUACCGAUGUCCAAGGACUAUACAUGCAAAUCGCGAUCCCCACCGCUCCCUCCGCAGAUGACGAAGAAGAAUGCGUUAUUCUCACUGUCGUGCCCACCGACGAGACACCUGCAGCCGAACAUACAGAUACACCACCAGAGCUAGAUACCUCCGAUGAGAUAGAAUCACCCACACAACAGCUCUACAACGCCGUCUCCGCCUGCUCGAACCUGCACCCUGACCCCGUGGAGCCGGGUGAUGAGGACGAUGAUGAGGAUGGUGCAGCCAAGAUCCUCUAUGAGGGCUCUUCUGGAAAUGGCGACCUGCCGCCUCCUGUAGCUGGAAGCUCAGGAUGGAUUACAGCAGAGAAUAUGAACGAGUUCUUUGAUGAGGAGGGUAAUUGGAUUGCGGAUGGUGAGCCACCUGCUUUCCCGCUUGGCCCUGGGGCUGGAACUGUGCAUGAGCGGGAAGAGGAGAAUGGAGCUGAUGAGAAUGGGGAGGAGGAUGAUGAGACUAAGUGGCGACGCACUGAAUAA